Messenger RNA from Anoplopoma fimbria (sablefish), 3375 nucleotides. RefSeq names its product GATA binding protein 2b (gene gata2b). The transcript is spliced from 6 exons. Gene Ontology annotation, biological process: cell fate commitment; positive regulation of angiogenesis; positive regulation of miRNA transcription. The record is from RefSeq and is a predicted model, not a curated record. Gene Ontology annotation, cellular component: nucleus. Bases 258 to 1607 code for a protein of 449 amino acids. NCBI's taxonomy places the organism in Eukaryota, Metazoa, Chordata, Actinopteri, Perciformes, Anoplopomatidae. Gene Ontology annotation, molecular function: zinc ion binding; DNA-binding transcription factor activity, RNA polymerase II-specific; RNA polymerase II cis-regulatory region sequence-specific DNA binding.
UCCAAAGACGCGCGAGCUAAUCGGACGCUGCGGAUAAAAUAGCAUUGGCAAAGGUUUUCAGUGUCAAAAUUCGACUCGACGUCCAGGAGGAGAGAGAGAGAGAGAGAGGGGAUUUAAGUCAGUGGAACCACCACAAAGCGUUAGUCCCAUACUGUUAAUGGACACAGUGAAGAUCUGGUGAAGGACACACAUUUUAGACCAUCCUCUCCCUGGAUAUUCAAUUAUUCUAAAGCGCGCUGUACACAGAAGCCACAACGAUGGAUGUGGCUGCUGAUCAGCCCCGCUGGAUGCAUCACCAUGCCAUGCUCAACGGGCAACACCCGGACUCUCAUCACCACGGCCUGGGACACAACUACAUGGAGCCCACGACGCAGCUCCUGCCUCCGGAUGAGGUGGAUGUUUUCUUUAAUCACCUGGACACACAAGGAAACCCGUACUACCACAACUCUGCGAGGGCCAGAGUGUCCUACAGCCAAGCGCACGCUCGACUGACGGGGACUCAUCUCAUCCACAGCCCGGGGAUUUCAUGGCUGGACGGAGGGAAAGCAGCCCUGUCGGCUCACCACCACAACGCCUGGUCCGUCAGCCCCUUCAGCAAGCCCAGCCUCCACCAUCACGGCUCCGCGUCCCCCGGCGGCCUCUCUGCCGUCUACCCGUGCAGCAGCAACUCAAACACGGUCUCUGCAACCUCGUUAACGCCGCCGUCCCACUCCAGCCCGCAUCUGUACGCUUUCCCCCCGACACCACCAAAGGACGUAUCACCGGACCCGGGGGCCGCGUCUCCCUCCGCCACCAGAAUGGACGAGAAGGAAUCUAUCAAAUACCAAGUGUCGUUAUCGGAGGGGAUGAAGCUGGAGGACUCCAGUCCGCUGAGGAGCAGUCUGACCUCCAUGAGCGCUCAGACCCCCUCCACCCACCAUCCCAUACCGACAUAUCCCACCUACUCUCUCCAGGCGACCCAUGAGUACGGCGGCAGUCUGUUUCACCCGGGCAGCCUGCUGGGAGCUUCAUCCAGCUUCAGCUCCAGGAACAAAGGCAAGACACGGUCGUGCAUCGAGGGCCGCGAGUGUGUAAACUGCGGAGCCACCUCUACACCUCUGUGGAGACGUGACAGCACCGGACACUACCUGUGCAACGCCUGCGGGCUGUACCACAAGAUGAACGGCCAGAACAGACCACUCAUCAAACCCAAACGCAGGCUGUCUGCUGCCAGACGAGCAGGCACCUGUUGUGCUAACUGUCAGACGACAACCACCACACUCUGGCGGCGCAAUGCAAAUGGAGACCCAGUGUGCAAUGCCUGCGGCCUCUACUAUAAACUGCAUAACGUGAACCGGCCUCUGACCAUGAAAAAGGAGGGAAUUCAGACACGCAACAGAAAAAUGUCCAGCAAAUCCAAGAAGAGCAGGCGGGUCUGCGACAGCUACGAGGAGUUUUCCAAAAGCCUGCACGAGAAGAGCUCUCCUUUCAGCUCUCUGGCCGGACACAUGUCCAUGGGCCACUUACCGCCUUUCGGCCACGCUGGACACAUGCUUCCUACUCCCACCCCGAUCCACCCUUCCUUUGGGCACCCGCACCACUCUAACAUGGUGACGGCCAUGGGCUGAGAUGGCGAGGAGAGGGGAACCUGAGAGGGUUGUGUGAACGGGGGAUGAGGGUCUCACUAGAGGACAGUGUGUGCAAUGUUACAGACAUGCAGUUUGUGUGUCUUCAUCUUGAUUGUCUCUUGAAUGAUACAUGUUGCAGAACAGAUGUAUCAUGGGAGGAAAUGAUCUUUGUACUCCUUAUCUAUAGGUACCUAUUUAGAUGGAGGAAGACAGAGAGGGAUAUUCUGCUUCCCAUCGACUAGGCACCAACAUGUAAACACAAAAAAAAGUCAUUGCACCUCGUAGAUUCGUCCCCGCUGACAGCCUUUCGGACUGCAGUGUGGCUCAGUAUGGGCCGAACAGGUUUAUAGUAACUGUGAAUAUUGUAAAUGUGUGAGACCGAAGGGGACGUCCCCGGCAAGGGAGAUCACCUUUGCAACAAUAAAUGAAAAUAUGCUGGAUUUUUUUUGCUUAUGGACAAUUUUAAAGGAAUUUUCACAAAAGAAAGGAACCAAACAAAAAAGGUUUAUGAAUUCUAAUUUGACACUGUUUAUUAUAAUUAUUGUAAUUAUAAUUAUUAUUGUUAUUCAGAUAAUUUAUUUUCACUGCCUUUUUUCUUUUACUUUCACCUGAAACAUAAUAUGGAUACUGUUAUCCCAUUUAUGAAUAUAUAUUUUAGCUGAAGUGCUUUCUUUGAGCUGGUCAACAUUUAUACUCGUAAGAAAUAAAGAGAUCAAGUUAAUUACCGCACUGCUCCUUCUAUUCAAUAUCCAACAUUCAAUAUUUAAGUCUUCAUAAUAAGAACACAUACAGACAUUUAUUUGGUUAAUUGUGCUGUCCUCCGUGCACUAAUGGAAAGUGGUACCACACUGAACAGAUACAGUUGACUCAUGUCAUGAAAGCACUAUUAGAUGUUUAAUCAUUACGAUUAAAAGCUACAAUGUCAGUGACAGCUUUUUGGUUUUUUUUACCAUUAUAAUAACUAUCUUAGGGUUAUCUUCUGUGCGUCACUGCUCUGUAGGAUACAUUUUCAGAAAAUAUGAUUUUGUGCUUUCUUGCAAGAUGUCAAGAUUGAUUUCACUCUAAUUUUUUUAUGGUAAAUAUUAAACUACAGCCAGUAGCUAGUUAGCUUAGCAUAAAAACUUGAAACAGCAAGCCUGGCUCUGUCCAAAGGUAACAAAAUCCAACACCCACAACUAUAACUUGUGGGUGUUGGAUUUGACUAUUUUCCUUGAGUCCCAGAAGUUAAUGCGCCAGGCCAGGACAUUGUCCAACACAUAAACCUCCGUGAAACCACAAGGCAUCGUGUUUACACUUUUGUUACGGUUGAAACAGACAAGCUCUGGAGGUGAUGAUAGGCGGAUGUUGUUUUCUUUGGAAAGCCCCUUGCUAGCUGUUUCCAGUCUUUAUGUUAAGCUAAGCUAACUACCUGCUGGCUGUAGCUUAUUUACCGUACAGGCACGAGAGUGGUAUCAAUCUUUUCAUCUCAAUCUCUGCAAGAAAGUAUUAAAGGGAAGCCCCCAAAAUGUCAGACUAUUUCUUUAACAGUUUUUAGGGUAUAAGCCACUUUACAUUCAGGCGGUGCUAAUGUCACCAUGUGAGGAACAUCUUUGCAGCUGGGGAAACACUAUGUAUAUGUAAAACUUUCUAUAAGCCUCUAUAUCAUAACUUUUGAUCAACACUUGCUACCAGAUUCAGAGAAUCCGUGCUUACUAUUACCUGCUACCUGUCACAAAAAGCUGAAAAUAUGGAGGCCAUUGUAUACUGUUGAUAAUAAAGAAACCAUAUA